UGUUCAUGUAUCGGAUAACCAAAUCAUGAAAGUUCAAGAUUCAAAUAGGAACAAGGUAAGAUUGUAGUUCAAUAUGGACGUUGGUCAAUAACCUUACAUUAUUCUAAUUUCCAAUUUGGGCAAACAUAAUCCAUUUCGAAUCUUGAACAGGUACAUUUCACAAACAUAAUAUUCUGACGAAAGAUUUCUUUCCAUCUUUCAAUCUCCUUCCAACAAAAGAAGAAGAAAAAAAACUCAACUAUAAGAAACUUCUCCAUAGUCAUUUCUUCUUCUUUCUUUCAUUUUACCCUCCCACAAAUCUCCAUUACCCAAUAAUCCCCAUUCCCUAAACAUGGUUUAUCCCAUGAUCACCACCACAUUUCCAGCCAUAUUCCUAACCCUAACCCUAAUCAUCUCCCUCUUUCAUUUCUCCUCUUCCCAAUCCCCAAACCUCGUCCAAGACAUCUGCCAGCAAGCCGCCUUAGUCCCUCCCACCACAUUCAAGGCCUGCGUAGCCACAUUCGCCUCGAAACCCGGCUCGCGGUCCGCCGAUCUCAAAGGUCUGGCCCAAAUCACCCUCAAAUCCGGCAUCGCCACUGCCAAAGAGGCCCAGAAAUAUGUGGAGGCCCGACUUUUGGCCGCGGCGCCCCAUCUGGCCCGGCCCACCUUGAAGAGCUGCGCAUCGUGGCUCUCAGCGGCUGCGGGUUCAUUUGGCGGUGCGCUGGUGGAGCUCGACGAGGACGUGAUGUCUGCCAAUUACGAUUCGAAGAUCGCCGGUGACGAUGCGAGGAGCUGCCGGGCGGCUUUGGCCGCCGGGAGAGUGUCGGAGCCGUCGCUGGAAGUUAGGGUUGGUUACCUGGUUUUGUAUAGCAAUAUCGCGGAUGUUAUCACUGACCGUUUGAUGACGUCUGGAUAGGAAGACUUUGUAAGAAAGGGUUUUGGUGUACCGGCAGUACGUUCGUAGUGUUGAAUAAAUGAACAAGAAUCGU
Messenger RNA from Linum trigynum, 968 nucleotides. The record is from the annotation of a GenBank genome assembly. NCBI's taxonomy places the organism in Eukaryota, Viridiplantae, Streptophyta, Magnoliopsida, Malpighiales, Linaceae.